AUGUCUAUGCGGCCGAGCACCUCCACCCAACGCACGCCUCUAAGACGCAUUUCGCAAGGCUCGCUCUCCCGCCUUGCGCGCUCGGGCGCGUACCCCGACGCGCCAUACGGGCUCGGCUUUCUCGAGCCUGCGCUCUCGGAGCUCGUCGACGAGAUGGAGGCACUAAACAACAACAUACAGGGCCUUCGUGCGCUAGGCGACGCGCUUGGCACGUUCAAUGAGAGCUUCGCGAGCUGGCUCUAUAUCAUGAACAUGAACGCGCUCACGGUGGACUGGCCACAGGCGCCGACGGAGGCCUCGUUUGCACUUGCUGCGCGGAGGGCUGAUGAAGACGCUGCCGCUGCCCUGGCUGCACUUCAAGCCAUGCAAGCUGCCCAAGCCUCUCCUCCGAGACCACCGUCUCCGAACGUCUCCACACACGACAAGACGGCCUACGCCGCAGACGCGACCGAACCGAGCAACGACACCACCUUUGCCGUGCCAAACACGACUGCGACGUCCUCUGGCUCGAGCGCGAAAGGCCCCGUGAAAAAGAAGGGCAAGCCGAAGCUUACUGCGAAGGAGCGGAAACAGCGCAGCAUGUUGAUUGAUCGGGUCGUUUCAGCUCUGCCGCUCGAGUUCCGCGGGAACGAUCCGAACCUGAGGCGGAACGUCGAGACGGUGAUUGAGGGAUUCUUAGACAGGCCAGAGAGAGGUGUUGCUCUCCUCGAAUUGGUCAAGCCGCCAGAUCUCAAUCAGGCUCGUGUCAACAAGUGUCUCAUUGCCUUGGUCAACAGAAAGAUCGUGCAGAAGGACAACAGCUCGGGUGCUGUCUUGUAUCAUUGGCACGGACUACCCGAUUGA
Molecule: messenger RNA, 843 nt
Organism: Laetiporus sulphureus 93-53
Lineage: Eukaryota; Fungi; Basidiomycota; Agaricomycetes; Polyporales; Laetiporaceae
Exons: 5
Coding region: 1-843 (280 amino acids)
Biological process (GO): mitotic sister chromatid biorientation
Cellular component (GO): mitotic spindle polar microtubule; mitotic spindle; DASH complex
Source: RefSeq, a predicted model, not a curated record